This is a messenger RNA of Hirsutella rhossiliensis, 1926 nucleotides long. RefSeq names its product Hsp70 family chaperone. The record is from RefSeq and is a predicted model, not a curated record. Bases 1 to 1926 code for a protein of 641 amino acids. The transcript has 6 exons. Lineage: Eukaryota; Fungi; Ascomycota; Sordariomycetes; Hypocreales; Ophiocordycipitaceae.
AUGCAGCUCCUCACGCCAGAUGGCGACGACUCGGACACCGGUUCAAGGCUCACCAUGUCCGAGACGGAGAACCCAGAUGUGACUGUCUCGGUCGACCUGGGCACGACCUACACCGGCGUGGCCUGGAGAGCGGGACGAAAGCCAAUUCAGGUCAUCAACGACUGGCCCGGCAGCGGCGACCGCGGCCAACGCAAGGUCCCCUCGACGCUCGUCUACGACGCCGACGACGAUAACAACCCGACGUCGUGGGGCUUCCUGUGCGACGACGAUGGUGGCGGCGGCGACCGGGAUGCCGGCAGGACGCGUCGUAGCCUGUUCAAGCUCCACCUCGACGACGACGCGACCGGGCCUGCUGCCCAGAACCAGGCUCCGGCCAAGGCGCCCAUCAGCGCCGCCGACGCCAGGCGUUGCACCACUCACUACUUGCAUAAGGUGUACGGACACGUUAAGGAGACGAUCGAGCGGCAGAUGGGACUGCGCCGAGCGCCGAGCGGCAGCUGGGCCCACCUGACCGUCCUCUUCCUCUUCAGCGUGCCGACGACGUGGACGCGCAUGAGGACCAUCAACCUCUUCAAGGAAAUCGUCCGCGAGGCCGGUUUCGGCCCCGGCGGGCCCCGGCACGAGGCCCGGGUCGACCUCACCGAGGCCGAGGCUGCCGCCGUGACAACGCUCAAGACAGCCGCCGUCCACUUUACCCCCGGCAGCCUGUUCUUGACCAUCGAUGCCGGCGGCGGCACCACGGACCUGGCUCUGAUGCGCGUCAUGUCUACCAACGCUGCCGUGCCGCGGAUGGAGCAGGUGGCGGCCGUCAGGGGCGACGGCAUCGGCUCGACCUUGAUCGACGACGCCUUUAUCCGCCUCGUUUCCCAGCGCCUGGCCGCCUGGCCCGACGUUGAACGCACACUGCCGGCCGACGUUGCCGUCCGCAUGGCUAGGAGCCACCACUUCAUCAACCUCAAGCAUAAGUUCGGCGAGAGCGUCUACAUGCAGCCCGUUUGGAAGAUGCCCAUGGAAGGCGUCUCCCACGACUUUAGCCACCAAGACCUGGGCAUCGAAAGGGGCCGCUUUCUCGUCACCAGGGAACAGAUACAGUCCCUCUUCGACGCCCAAGUCGAUGGCAUCAAGAGGCAGAUCAAGUUGCAGCUCGACUGGCUUUCGCGAAACGACCGUCGAGACGAGGUGGAGUUUGUCAUGCUGUCGGGCGGACUCGGGAGCUCCGCUUACGUCCGCGACAGGAUCCAGCAGCAUCUCAUCAGCUUUCCGUACCCCAACGCGCCUCGGGCCGACGUGAUUCCAUGCCAGGACCCGCAGCUCGUCGUCGUCCGCGGCCUGCUCCUCGACCAGCAAAGAAGGCCCGAAACGGGCCAACUCUCGGUGCUCGCAACGCGGGUCGCUCGCGCAAGCUACGGCGUCGUCGUCCAGGUUCCAUAUACGCGCGCUAGCCACCCUCACGAGGAAGUCGUAAAAGAUGAGUUCAACAAGCGCUGGGCCGUUAACCAGAUCCAGUGGGUGAUACGAAAGGGCGAAAGCAUCAACCCAAGCAACCCGCUCGUCAAGACAUUCGAGAUUCGCCUCGCCGAGCAGGACCUGGAGAGGUCCUGGGACGCAGACAUAGUUAUUUCCCACAACGACAAGUGGUCUCUCCCGCACAGUAUGAAGCAAGGCGGCGUUCACAAUCUCUGCCACAUCAAGAGCAACCUCGAUGGCGUUAAGCAGCACCAGCUCGUGCUCAAGAAGAAGCAUAGCCUAUUUUCCCGUCGAAGCUCCAGAUUUUACAUCUGCCAGCUAGACGUUCACAUCAUCGUCGCGCCGGCGGACAUCCGCUUCGAGCUGUGGCUUGGCAACGAGAGGUUCUCCGGUAAACACCAGCCUAUUAGCGUAAGCUGGGACGAGGCCGGACUUGAAGCCGGAGACGAGUACGAAUAG